Molecule: messenger RNA, 516 nt
Organism: Symbiodinium necroappetens
Lineage: Eukaryota; Dinophyceae; Suessiales; Symbiodiniaceae
Source: the annotation of a GenBank genome assembly
AUGGUCAACAGCCAGGGAUGGAUGAGGAACUGCGACGACGACUCCCCACCUCGAAGGGCCCCUUUGCCGCGCUGCAACUCCGUUCCCAAGAUGAUGCCACCCUGUCCACCGAGACUGGUUUCGGCCAAGCCAGCAGCUGUUGCUCAGCCCGUGACGGGCUCCAGUGCUCACUGCUACGCUGGCUGCAGUGCCGUUAGCCUGCCAGCCGGAUCCAGCUACGUCGUGCCGCAAGGUGCUUCCAGUACGGCCAGCUUGCCGGCAGGAAGCGGCUACUACUAUGUGCCUGCCGCUGGCUCCAGCGUGGCAAGCUUGCCGGCUGGUUCAACCUACCGCUACACGGUCCCAGCUGCCACCGUGCCAGGCUAUGCACCACCUGCAAGGGUCAGCUAUGUCGCCACCCCACAAAGGACUGUUGCCGGAGCUCCGCGAAUGGUGGUCCGAACGACGACCCCCACCAUCACCCCGGCAGUGCCAGUGAAGCAGCCGACGGCACCGGCACCGGAACCCGAAGCUGCU